AUGUCCCUGCCACUUGCGCCUUCCUUCAAACACAGCCCACUAGCAGAACAAGCAGUAGGUUUCUCCACGCUGCUGUGUUAUCGAGUUCAUUUCGUCAUCCACAUGCCCUGCUCUCAACUCGCUUCCUUCCCCGAAAGUCUUCAGAAGUCUACUGAAACCAACCUCUGCUGCUCAGCUUGGAGUACGAGAAGAACAAACGAAGACACCUGCAUCUUCUCGCUCAGAUCUCUUACAGUCUCUGCCACUUACUUGAACAUCACCAUUCCAAGCAACAUCAAACACCCACUCAAGCUCCAUACCCAGCCUCGUACUUCGGAGUCACUUCUUGACAACCUCUGCCUCGAAAACAAUCUGACUUCCCAGAACAAGACCCAAACCGGCACGAUGCCGUCAUUCUCACCACACGAGGGCAAUCGUGAGCGCCAUGAGUUGUCUCCUGACUUUGACGAUGAAGACAUGGCACUUCAGGACGGCGAAGAGAAUCGCGGUCGACGGAAUGCGAACGAUGGCAACGAGGACACAGACAGCACCAUUCUGGGUUCAGAAGAUGAUGACGAAGAUGUUGACCCUGCUAUUUUGGACGACUUAGAAGACGGCGAGUCCGAGCCAAGCCAAGACCCGCACGACGACGACGACCUCGAUGAUCCUGAAUGGGACACACAGGAGAACGACAUCAUCGCGUUGGCGGAUGAUUUGCAGGUAUUUGAUCAAGACCUCGUGCAGCGCACGACACAGAUCAAGAAUGCCUGCCCCGCGGGUCAACGUCUCCAUGAGGACCUUGAGACAAGGCAUGAAGAACUUGUGACUCGCUUCGUGAGCAUUGUCAGACGUUGUAAGGACCUCAGAGCAGAAACAGCAGAAGUCCACAAGAAGAACAAGUUGCUGGAGAAGGAGAACAAAGAGCUGCGGGACAAGCUGAAUCGGCGCAAAGAGCCUGAAGUACGAUGGGAAGUCGGGCUCCGGAACCUCCUUUCCAUAUCCGUCGCCGACGUCAAGGCCAGGACAAAGCAUUACAGACGCGUGUAUCGGCGGUUCUGUCGACAGGAGAACCUCAGCCAGAACCCCCGUCUCACGCAUCCAGAUCUCCGGCUUGACAUUAUACGUCUGAAGAGCUCAGAGCUGAGAAGAGCAUAUGAGACAGCUCUAGAGGGCGCCAAGCUCUCAGGAUCCGAGUUUCAAGAGCAAACGAUGAGUGAUCCUACAGUCGAUCGCCGUGUCUGGGCGCUAGCACACCCACUGCGUUUCACUGACCUUGCUCGGCCAGCGAAGCAUCUCGAAGGUCCCAGGAAGGAGUGCUUCUCCUUCAGCGACCUGCCAGAAUCGGUGCAGAUGAGAAUCUUCCACUUCCUGUUCGUCAAGAAUCGCCUCGUCCACUGCCUCUCGCGGCUCGAUCACGGCUAUGCGCCGCCAAACUUCCCAGCAGAAAAUCGCGAGAGGCGCAGCGAGCUCCCACGUCGCUUCUACUGGGGUUACAAGAACUGCAGCGUGAGCACCGCGCACAAGCCUUGCAACGUGCUGAAAUACCUCCUCGUCUGCAAGCGCUGGUGCUACCUCGGCGUCCACGCCUUCUACGGGUGCAACACAUUUGCCUUCUCAUCACUUGGCGAGCUGGGCAAGUUCUUCAACGGCAUCGGCCCCGCCAGAGUUGCACGGAUUCGCCACAUCGAGCUGUUCUGGCAUGGUUCUCUCAUGGCUGCCAAGGAGCAUAUUAUCACGUAUGAUCCAGACGACCCAAAGGUCACUGUCGGCAAGCCCAAGAUCUGGAAGACCAACCAGCGCACGCUACCACUGAAGAUGCUGCUCAUCGCAUACAGCCUCUGCACCUUUGCCAUCCACAUCGCCGAGGGCGACAACAGACGCAUGCGACGCCGCUACGAGAUGAAGUACGAGGCUGACUACCACGAGGAGUACCACGAGGAGGACAUCAUGCAGCAGGACGUCUUCGGGGCCAUGUGCCAUCGCACGGAGGCGCACGCCAACCACCGCCGCUUCCGCAGCCUGCGCACUUGCCACGGCAUCGACUACAUCUACCAGCUCCGUGGAAUGGACUGGAUCCGGUUCUACGAGGUCAACGGCGCAAGCCCUCGUCAGCCUGUCCGCGACCACACUUUCGUGGACGACGUCAAUUCCGUCGUGAAGCUCCCCAAAACGGAGAGCAAGGCCGACCAGAAAGCAGCGCGAGGUAUUCCCAUCCGUCCAAGAGCUCCCAUUAGAUCAGUUGAGACACCAGCAGAGCCUGUUGCUCCUGAGCAGGGUGGUCACGAUGACGAUGAAGAUGAAGAUGGAGACGUCACAAUCCUAGAUGCACCCAGCGCUUCCGUCAUGAGCAACCCGGUAUCGCGCCCAUUGUCCCAGAGACCUAGUGGAAGCAUCGCAUCUGCCAGUACACCAGCCGCUGCUGUGACGGCGAAGUCGGUCCGGCCAGCCUCUGUCCGCGCCCCUUCGAUCAGACAGGCCACGCAACGCCCGAACUGCACACCCGGAACCAUGCGACCUGCCGCAACAUUUGCCUUUGCAGGGCAGAUCAUUGACGACGAUGACGACGACGAUGACGACGACGAAGAGGACGACGACUCGACCGAUCCAACGCCUGACGGCAGUGAUGCUAGCGUCGGCCACGACGACGACAUGUCUAGUAUAGGCGGGCAGACUCGGACAGGAGACGUGCCGCAGCAGGAAGCCACGAGCCCUCCGGGCGAUCUGCCGGCACCGAUUGUUCGUGAAUUACCUGUCAGCGUGUCCGCUCGCACGGAGAUCGACCUGACCGCUGAUGACGAGGACAUCAAGGACGAUGCUGACGAUAGAGUCUCGAACCGAUCUCAAUAUCAACGUUCCAGUCUCCCGGCACCGCCUUCGUCUGUCGAGGAAGUGUACUCCAAGCCCGGUAGUGAUGCUCGGGAUUCACUCAGCACGAACAUGGGAAUCCACGACCAGCGCUGGAUCAGAUGUUCAGAGGUUGAGAGCACCGCUAUGGCAUGA
Molecule: messenger RNA, 2979 nt
Organism: Microdochium trichocladiopsis
Lineage: Eukaryota; Fungi; Ascomycota; Sordariomycetes; Xylariales; Microdochiaceae
Exons: 7
Coding region: 1-2979 (992 amino acids)
Source: RefSeq, a predicted model, not a curated record